AUGAAUAACAUAAUAUCCUGGAGUGUGGAGGACGAAGCAGUUAUUGCGACCAAUACUGAUGCAACAGAAUGUAAGAGAUGUGCCGUGGAACUGGGGUAUUGGAAAGACGAAUAUAUUACCUAUUUCGCGAAACAUGUUGACAGAAAAGCACCUGAAAUUAAUCGCGGCUACUAUGCCCGAGUGAAAGCAAUAGAAAUGUUUAUCCAUCAGUUCCUGGAGAGGUGUGGUACUAAAUGCCAGAUAAUAAACUUGGGCUGUGGCUAUGAUACACUCUACUGGCGGUUGAAAGACACCACACAGGCAGUUAGUAACUUUGUGGAACUGGAUUUCCCUUCUGUGAUUAGCAAGAAAUGUCAUACCAUUAAACGUAAUAAGCAACUGUUAGAAAAAAUUUGCAAUGAAGAUGGUGAAAUAGUCUUACGUUCUGGAGAUUUGCAUGCUGACGGGUAUCAUCUUGUUGGAUGUGAUUUGUCAAAUGUUCCGGAGACCGCACGUAAAUUGGCCGCGGCAGGUGUUAACACUGAUUCACCAACUCUGGUAUUAGCCGAAUGUGUGCUGGUGUAUUUGCGUCCAGACGCUGCUGACGCAUUACUGGCACACCUCGCUUCUUCGUUCCCGCGACUUCUACUGCUUUUGUAUGAGCAAUGUAACCUGGAUGACAAGUUUGGAGAGGUGAUGGUGCGCAACUUAAAUCUUCGCGGCUGCAGCCUAGCAGGGGCAAGGCAGUGCGGUAAGCCCGAGGCUCAAGCGCAGAGGAUGCUCGCAGCAGGUUUCGAAACAGCUCGUUGCUGGGACAUGCGUGCGGUGUGGCGCGCUUUGCCCGAGGAAGAUCGAGCACGAGUUGAGGCUAUUGAAAUGCUAGAUGAGCGCGAGUUGCUGCACCAGCUCCACGCCCACUACGCUAUCACUGUGGCGACGCGCGGGGAACUCUUCGCCGAUAUCGACCUUAACUGCUAG
This is a messenger RNA of Leptosia nina, 957 nucleotides long. Lineage: Eukaryota; Metazoa; Arthropoda; Insecta; Lepidoptera; Pieridae. The record is from the annotation of a GenBank genome assembly.